UUCGGUCAUACAAUGAGUGUACCAUUAAUCUCAAUGUCUCGUGGUUCGAGGGAUCUGUGAUUAUGCAGACUCCCAUAAAAACAAACACUGGCAAGGCUAUGCUGCUUUGACAGCUGCAGCAUCUGCCAAGAGAUUACUUUCUGAGAUACCGAAGGAAGUUGCAAGAGAUGAGAAACAUUUGAAGACAACAGAUAGGUGUCCAGAAUCAUGACACUUCCGAGGCUAUGACAUGGGUUAAGAGAUGGUUGAGUGGGAAAAUGAAUGAUAAGUGGCUGCUCAUAUAUGACAAUUAUGAUCCCGAAUCAUUUUCUUCGUCAUUUGCAUUCGACUUGGAAAGAUACUUACCAGAGAUACGACAAGGCGUUACAAUAAUAACGUCCACUUUCCGGUCUUUGACGUAUGGAAUUGAUCCCCGUGGAAGGAUUUCGAGAUUCCGUUAGCCUAGAAAUUCUGCUCAAGACUUCAGGGCGACCAGACCUAGCCAGUAGUAGGUUCUACGUUUGCGAGGCCGUCUGGGGGUAUGUGUCAUCGUUCAUACCAGCAGACUAAAACAAUAUACCGCUAAUCUCUAGAGAGAACAGACAGAGAGAAAUACUUUAUGUCCCAACAGUAUAUCCACCUUGGCUUUUUGUGAUUUCUUCUGCAGUUAGUAGUCAGGAA
Aspergillus sclerotioniger CBS 115572 is the source of this 660-nucleotide messenger RNA. RefSeq lists its product as uncharacterized. Lineage: Eukaryota; Fungi; Ascomycota; Eurotiomycetes; Eurotiales; Aspergillaceae. Bases 225 to 440 code for a protein of 71 amino acids. The record is from RefSeq and is a predicted model, not a curated record. The transcript has a single exon.